GGCCGUCUUCCGGUUAGCGCGUUGCUCGCGUGAAGAACGCCAGGGAGCUGUGAGGUUGUGGUGUCGCGUUCCUGCCAUCCGGAUUCGUUUUCCUCUACGGACACUCAUCUGCGAGAAAUAUGAGUUGGCGAGGAAGAUCAACCUAUCGGCCUAAUCCAACACGCUGUGUAGAAACUCCUGCGACGAUUGGGCAUAUGCUGCCUGAGCAGUUCAGUGAUAAAGAAGUGGAACCAUCGAAACCUGAAGAAGGGGAACCAACCGCUGAAAGUCAGGAUCCUGCACCUGCUCAGGAGGGAGAGGACAAGGGAGCAUCUGCAGGUCAAGGGGAAGGGAAAGGGAAGAAUGCCUGUUGCCGGGGGUGA
Messenger RNA from Cebus imitator (Panamanian white-faced capuchin), 362 nucleotides. RefSeq names its product G antigen 2D-like. NCBI's taxonomy places the organism in Eukaryota, Metazoa, Chordata, Mammalia, Primates, Cebidae. The transcript is spliced from 3 exons. The record is from RefSeq and is a predicted model, not a curated record. Bases 120 to 362 code for a protein of 80 amino acids.